AUGGACGAAAGAAGAAAUAUUGCAGAUUUUGAACUGGCGUUACAGCAAGAAGAAAUAGUUCCAAAAAAAUUUAAUGAUUCCAUUUCAUUAUUUAAUUUUUUUUUUCAGGCUGGGAAUUGGCUCGACAACCUUCCUGCAAAUUUCGAGCAUCACAAUGAAAAUUUAGCUUGGAAUCCAGUGAAUGCUCCUGUUCCCGUACCUGAACCAAGAAGAAGGAAAAGGUUCCGAACUAUCUUCACGCCUUACCAGCUAGCCUGGUUAGAACGAGAAUUUAGAUUAAGACAAUACCUGGACCGAACUAGACGCUCACAAUUGGCUGAACAAUUGAAACUUACCGAACGUCAAAUUAAAGUGUGGUUCCAAAAUAGGAGAACCAAGUUGAAGAAGGAAAAUUUAGAAAAUAUCCAACCUACGCCUGCUGAGCGAAUAAUGGAGACACCCACAAACAUGGCCCAAGAAAAUAGGUCCUAUCCUAUGAUGCAGCAUAACUACAAUAACGACAAUUAUCAGUAUUUUUUACCACAAAAUACUCAGCCAACCCAACCGCCAAGUUGUAUGUAUGCUAAUACAUGGAAUCCAUCAUUUUGGUAGAAAAUAUUGAAGUUUAUAUACAUAUCGUUUCAAUGGGAUAGUGAUUAUAUUCAUUGGAUAGCAUAAAAAAAAUCAGGAAUGGCAUAACAAAAGCUGGGAAAGAUCAAUUGGAAUCCUAUCAAAUAGAUAGUUGAUUCUUUAAUUGUUCAUUCUCUCUUUUCUUAUGGUAAUUCUUGGUUAGAUGUUAUUUUCUGAAUAUAUCACUGGUUGAAUCUCUUGAAAUUAUAUGAUAUUAAUUUCAAUUUUUCAAUGAUUCAUCUCCAUCUAUUAGCAUACCUAUA
This is a messenger RNA of Harmonia axyridis, 872 nucleotides long. Its product is annotated as homeobox protein abdominal-A homolog. The transcript has 4 exons. Bases 1 to 591 code for a protein of 196 amino acids. Gene Ontology annotation, molecular function: DNA-binding transcription factor activity, RNA polymerase II-specific; DNA binding. Lineage: Eukaryota; Metazoa; Arthropoda; Insecta; Coleoptera; Coccinellidae. The record is from RefSeq and is a predicted model, not a curated record. Gene Ontology annotation, biological process: regulation of DNA-templated transcription.